Molecule: messenger RNA, 2413 nt
Organism: Xiphophorus maculatus (southern platyfish)
Lineage: Eukaryota; Metazoa; Chordata; Actinopteri; Cyprinodontiformes; Poeciliidae
Gene: klf17
Product: Krueppel-like factor 4
Exons: 3
Coding region: 127-1461 (444 amino acids)
Biological process (GO): regulation of transcription by RNA polymerase II
Molecular function (GO): DNA-binding transcription factor activity, RNA polymerase II-specific; RNA polymerase II cis-regulatory region sequence-specific DNA binding
Source: RefSeq, a predicted model, not a curated record
CUGAAUGCUGGAGCGAUCCCGAGUUGUUCAUGCGAACCAGAACGUGCGCUAUGCGUGCACGGAUACGUCAAAGUCUUAAACUCGCAUCGAUUGUUAAAUAUAUAUAUACAGAGAGAGACUUUCAGCAUGGCUGUGGCUGAGGCACUGAUGCCCGCCUUGACGUCGUUUCCAAAUUUCAAAGCGAUGGAUAACCUUUGCAGCGUGGAUGAGUGGGUGAGGAGCGGCGCAACAGGUGGCACGGGCAGCGCGCGCAUCGAGGUCGACUUGAGCAUCGUUCACUCUCCGUCUGCAGCCCACAAGGACGACGACGAGCUCGGGAAGUUUCUGGACCUCGAGUUCAUCCUGUCGAACACCAUCUGCACCGACUCUACUGCCGGGAGCAGCGACAGAGGGAGCGCGUCUCCCACACGGCAGCAGCAGCAGCAGCAGUGCGGGUACUCUUUGCCGGAGUCGCCGGAAAGCUGCGGCGGCGGUUCUCUGCCAGACUGCGCCGACCACCCGCCUUCUCACCUGGCUCAGGGCUACCCGGGCGUCGUCGGCGGCUUCGCGGAGUCGAGCCCUGUCCGCAGCCUGAUGGCGGAACUUCUUACGCCCGACAUGAGUUAUCCAGAGGAAGACGCUCCGGAGAGAACGAGGAAGGCGAGGGACAGCUGCGAGUACACCGAGCUGCGGGCUUUAAACGGCCCUCCGCUCCCCCACGCGGCGUCACCUCCGUCCCCGCUUGGAUACAAAAUAAAAACCGAGCCCGGGGUGCAGUCGUGCAUGAUAGCUGCUGCCGGAGCCUUUGCGGAAGGAGCAUAUGAAAAACACCAGAUGCGCUCGGCCGCAGCUUUUACGCACCACCAGCCUCCCGUUGCGGCGCAGGGCUUCGGCGCGCACCAGAUCCAACUUCAGGGACGCACAGACUGCACGCUGCAGCAGCACAUGAGGCCCCACCACCAUCAUCCUCUUCAUCAUCACGGUCACGAUCAGAACCAGCUGUCAAGCCAGUACAUGAACGCGCCGUACCACCCGCAUUACGCACACCGAGGUGCGCCACAGUUCCAGGGACAGUACAGCAUGCAGCACCAUCCCGCCGCCUCGCUGCCGGGGAUGAUGCUCACUCCGCCCUCGUCGCCUCUGCUGGACUUUUACGCGCACGACGAGGCCGGCUGCGUGAAGCAGAAGCGAGGCCGCAAGUCUUGGACCAGGAAACGCGCCGCCACGCACAACUGCGAGUUCCCCGGCUGCGGGAAGACGUACACCAAGAGCUCCCACCUCAAGGCGCACAUGAGGACGCACACAGGUGAGAAGCCCUACCACUGCAACUGGGAAGGCUGCGGCUGGAAGUUCGCCCGAUCCGACGAGCUGACUCGGCACUUCCGGAAGCACACCGGGCACAGGCCGUUUCAGUGUCACCUGUGCGAGCGCGCGUUCUCUCGCUCGGACCACCUGGCUCUCCACAUGAAAAGGCACAUGUAGGUCAUUCUCAGCUCAGAGUCUCUCUUUAUGGACCCCCCUCACCCCCACUCAUCCUCUCUCUCCCCUCUGGGGUAUCGCUGUCAGCAUCUCCAGAGACGCCGCACAGCAAGUGGACAACUUCUAACUGAACUGCUGUGUAUGAACGAAAUGAAGCAUUCACAUAUAGGAGCGUGCCGACCUGAGGUCAUUAUGUACUUUAUGAGAAGAUGCAAAGUGGGAAAUGGGGGAGAUUUUAUAUUUCUUAUGAUUUUUUUUUUUUAACUUUCUAUAAGUGCCUCAUUUCUACCAAAUCAAGUGCCUCUAGUGGUUUCUGUAUAUUUUUGUAAAAAAAAAUAAAAUAAAAUAUGACAAACACUGGCUAAGUUAUAGUAGUUUAGCAUUUAACAAAUUUCUUCCAUCUGCCUUUGUUCUAAGUUAUUGAUCAGUUGGUGAGUGCCUUAGCCAGACUGCUUUAUUUGCUCACUGUAGGCCAGACACUGUGCAUAUAUAUAUAUAUGAUGGUUAAACGGCAUUUUUACGUAGUCUGUUUCUAAGAAUAAGGUAAAAUCAGGUCAAAGUUGCCAUAUUUUUCCUGAACCCAACAGUUGUCGUAGUCGUGCUUUGCAUUGUGGGAUCAGCGUGUUUCACUUUCAGUCUUUUUUUUUUGCUCAUCCAAACAAAAAUGACCAAAUUCAGGUACUAUGCUAGUUUUCUACAGCGCUAACAGACACGAUUUCCUUCAGCUCAUCCACACAUGGCUCAUUUUGCGGGACUACGGUCAGGAAUGAAUGAAUGAGUGAAUGCAUGAAUGUUGAGCGACUGCGUCUAAGAAUGAAGUAUCCACUGUAACCACUGGUUAAACGGCUUUUACUUGAAACUAAAAUGUAAGCUUGCAUAUGUACUGCUGACGGAAUGCAAAUGUUUUUCUAUGUGCUCAAGGGCUCGGAAUAAAAAAAACUACUUUUACAAUAAA